Molecule: messenger RNA, 1570 nt
Organism: Pelagomonas calceolata
Lineage: Eukaryota; Pelagophyceae; Pelagomonadales; Pelagomonadaceae
Source: the annotation of a GenBank genome assembly
GCUUUUGGGUUGGGUGGCGCAUACGACGCGGAUAUACGUUGCCACUAGCACUAGAUAAGGCUGCGUUAACCCUCCGGCCGUUCUGCUUGCAGGAGAACCUUUUGAGGUGAGGCUGCAACCAGUAUAGACACAGCAUCCAACACUGCAUUUGAGCCACACUGCAUUGAGCCGCUGCCGCCGCAGCUUUGACCAGCUGAUAUUGCAAAAGAAUAGCAACACUGCACGGCAUCACAAGCGCGGGCAAGAUCAUGCAACGCACGCGCAGCUCGCGCGCCGGCGGCGACGAGGAGGACCCGGGCAGCGACGACUACGACCGCAAGCGGAAGGGCGGCGCCGGCCGCAAGGCCGUCGGGCUCUGCUGCGUCGUGCUGGCCUGCUGGGUGCUCUGCGUGGUCGCCGCGGGCCUGGAUGCGGCCGCGCGGCUGCCGCCCCCAAAACCGCCCGUUAGUCCAGCGGAGGCGGCGGCCGCCGUCGAGCACCUCCGGAAGCGGGCCUACGGCCCCUCGGGCGGUUUGGAUCAUGACGCCUGGCGCCGCGGGAGCGGCAAGGCGGCGUUUGUAAAGCCGCAACCCGUCGCGCCGGCCCCUGAGCCGCCCAAACCGGUCUUCAAGCGGAAGAAGAAGACGCGCAAGGCGGAGAACAUGCCGCCCUUCGACGCGCCGCGCCUCGACCCGUUCCUGCACAAACGUAAAAUCAAAGGCCCCCUGGACAUUGCGCAGUGCCAGGCGCAUGAGAAAGCGGUGCCCUUCCACCAGCGGGCGUUGCAGAAGAUUGACAUCAAGAAGACGGCGGAUGCCCCGUCACUACUCUGCAUCAUUUACACUUAUAAAGCACAUCACACGAAGAACGCGCGCACAGCCGCCGAAACGUGGCUGCCCCGCUGCGACGGCGCCGUCAUCCUCAGUGAUCAAUCUGAUCAGAACGAGGGUAUUGUUGGAGUGCCCCAUGAAGGUAAAGAGGAGUACAACAACAUCUGGCAGAAGCAGCGGAGCAACUGGCGGUAUAUUUACGAGUACUAUCGGGACGAUUUUGAUUAUUUUCAUAUCGGCGGCGACGACACGUUCGUGAUCGCGGACAACCUGAGGAGUUUUUUGGCAAGGCCCGAAAUUCGAGAACAGAACGACGCCGGCAAGCCCCUGUACCUCGGAAGACGCAUGAAGGUCGGCGGCAACGCGAACCAUUUAUUCAACACGGGCGGCGCGGGCUAUGUCUUCAACCGCGCUGCUUUAGAACUCUUCUACGACUCGCUGGACGAGCCCUUCUGCGCGCCGCACCGCCACGGUUUUUAUGAAGACGUGCUCGUCGCCGACUGCUUCAAGAACGGUCCCUCCCACCUAGUCCCGGUCGACACGCGCGACGCGUCCGGCGCGGAGCGCUUCCACAUGCUCAACCCGGGCCAGCACCUCGCCUACCGCCGGGCGCCCAAGGACUGGGUCACGACGUAUAGUUUCGACCUGCUCGAGGGCCUCGACUACUUCUCGCCCGAGUCGACGGUCUUCCACUACUGCGAGCCGUCCCUCGUCGAGCACAUGGACGCGCUAUUGCAUAGAUGUAGGUAACAUUGUGUUUC